AUCCCCCGAACAGAGAUGAGUUGGACCAUGGAAAGCAUGGCCCUGACCUGCCUACUGCUGCUGAAGAUGCUAAAGGUGGAGAUGGUCGGUGGGAAAGUCCUGGAGGAGACCUACAUGAGGUGGAUCCACUACAAAGACGAAUGUGUGAAGAUGAUUGGCUAUGAGCCAUUUCCUCAAGGCUUGUUCUGUAACAGGACGUUUGACCGCUACGCCUGCUGGCCUGAUGGUCCUCCUGGGUCGGUGGUCAAUGUGUCCUGUCCCUCCUACCUGCCCUGGUUUGACAAAGGAGAUCCCUAA
Messenger RNA from Oncorhynchus tshawytscha (Chinook salmon), 297 nucleotides. RefSeq names its product glucagon-like peptide 1 receptor. Gene Ontology annotation, biological process: adenylate cyclase-modulating G protein-coupled receptor signaling pathway. NCBI's taxonomy places the organism in Eukaryota, Metazoa, Chordata, Actinopteri, Salmoniformes, Salmonidae. Gene Ontology annotation, molecular function: peptide hormone binding; G protein-coupled peptide receptor activity. Gene Ontology annotation, cellular component: plasma membrane. Bases 16 to 297 code for a protein of 93 amino acids. The transcript has 4 exons. The record is from RefSeq and is a predicted model, not a curated record.